AUGUGCACAGAGGUCACCCUGCUCCAGCGAGGAUGUAGCGGUUGGUCGCUUAGUUGGGUAUCGUUUUAACACUACAUAGGUGUCGAGCUGCCCCCCGAAACGUGCUGUUUUUCGGCAGUAGGCUAGUCGGGUUUGCAGGUCGCUGUGUUCAGGCAGUGAAGCCGGCAUGCCGCGGUCUUGGUUUGAAAGCGUCGCGGCUCAGCAGGGGUUGCAAUGCUGAGAGGAGACUAACACACAGGUAGCUAAAGCAUGGAUGCUGUCCUGAGCAGACUGAAGGGGUUAACUCCAGAAGAGCUCCGUGAGGAGAUCCUCGGCAUGGGGAUGAAUUGCGGGCCUGUCACUGCUACCACUCGAUCCAUUUUUGAAAGGAAGCUGGCCCGAGCCAUACAGGAAAGCCAGGGAGGGGAAAGUGAGAGGAGCGAUACUUCAGAGUCAGUCCCUGGAAACUGCCAAUCCACCCCGAGCGUCAUCAUCACCGGCGCCACUCCCACAGACCCUGCCUGCUCCAGCGCACAGCCGCCAGCGCCUACUGACGAGGGGGACUUCGGCUAUGGUGUAGGGCUGAAUCCCCCUGAGGAAGAGGCCUUGCUGGACCAGGCAGGGUGUUCUGGCAGUCUUGGGGGAGAUAGUUCACAGGCAUCUGCUCCGACCCCUUCGACAGGACCGCCGCUAUCCCCACCGCUCUACUAUGGAGUCUGCCCAGUGUGGGAUGAUAUACUGGCAAGAAAUGACAGGGUCCAUGUUUAUGCUGAUAAGAAAGAAGCUCUGCAGGUAGUGAAGUUAAUGAAAGGCUCCCGAUUCAAAGCGUUCCCCAACAGGGAAGAUGCUGAAAAGUUUGCCAAAGGAAUCUGUGAUUACUACCCCUCUCCCAGCAAGUCCUCCUUCUGCGUGUCUCCAGUGAAAGUGGGCAUGGUGUUCAGCAAAGACGGCACGUCUUCCCUGGAGGCAGAAACCAUGAACCGAGAGAAAGCCAACAGCUUCAAAAGCCCUCGAACGCAAGACCUCACUGCCAAGCUCAGGAAAGCAGUGGAGAAAGGUGACGAGACCACCUUCAGUGAGCUUGUCUGGAGCAAUCCUCGCUAUCUCAUUGGCUCUGGAGAUAACCCAACAGUUGUGCAGGAAGGGUGCCGUUAUAAUGUCAUGCACGUUGCUGCCAAGGAGAAUCAGCCAGGUAUCUGCCAGCUCCUAUUGGACACCCUGGAGAAUCCAGACUUCAUGCGUCUCAUGUACCCUGACGAUAGUGAAGUCAUGCUGCAGAAACGCAUCUGUUACAUUGUGGACCUGUACCUCAAUACACCAGACAAAGUGUUAUUUGAAACCCCUCUUCAUUUUGCUUGUAAGUUUGGCAAUCUGGAGGUGGUGAAUGUUCUGUGCUCACACCCAGGUAUUGAGAAGCAUGGCAUGAACAAGUAUGAUCAGGAUCCAGCUGAUGUGAUUUGUGAAAGAAGCAAAAAUAAAUCACGAGAACUUAUACAGAAGAUCAGAGAUUAUUUGGAAGAUCGCUGGUACAUACCGUUACUGAGAGCUACAGACAACUCUUCCCCAGCUGUGAUUGGUGCUCCCUGGUCACCUGACCCAUCGGACACCGCUUCCAAUUCAUUCCUCUCCAGACUCGCAUGCAGUCCUAAAGAUCCUGUCAUGACCGUGAGAGCUUUUGCUGGGCCACUUAGCCCCUCAAAGGCAGACGAGUUCCGCAGAGUGUGGAAGACUCCUCCUCGCGACAGGGCUGGGCACUAUCACCACGUCAGGAAGUCUGAUGCGGAGCGAGGCACCGAGCGAGUCGGCAGGGAUUUGGCUCAUGAAAUGGGACAUCCAUGGGCUGAAUACUGGGAGUUUAUUGGCUGUUUCAUUGAUCUGGCUUCCGCUGAAGGGCUUCGAAAACUAGAGGAGCAUCUGAGCAAGAAAGAUUUAAGUGAAAGGGUCCAGCGGGAAGCAGGGGAAAACGAGACCAGCAAUAGGUUCAAAAGCCCAUCUCCUUCUGGUAAAUCUAAAAAAAUCUGCAAUUCCGUCUCGGUGGGUGCUUUUCUGGAAGACGACGAUGACGAAAUGAGUUUAGAGGAAAUCAAAAACCGACAGAAUGCUGCCUUAACAAACAUCACGGCAGUCUGCGGGAAAGACGGCAGCAUUGGGGCGGCUGGAGGUCUGGAGUGCCAUAUCCUUCCAAUCACACACAGCGCUGAUCUUAUUGAAACCGCAGCCGAGCAGAGCAGGCAUCGACCCGAGAAAGCCACAGUCCCCUUGAACAAGAACGGCUUUUACUCCCCUGUAAGCAACGAGAAAACGCCCAACGCAAAUCGCCCAUCCCAGAGCUCUGCAGACGGCCUCCUCUCGCCGGUCUCAAACUUAAUGAUAGAGUUUGAGAAGCUGUCGCUGGAGAGUAAGGACAGCGAGCAGGGACAGUCGGGAAAGAAGAGCAGAGGGAGACAUGAAGACGGCUUGGACCCGUGCACGUCGAUGACCUCAGAGAUGGGCCACUUAGGUUUUCUUGAGAAUGAAGGAAACGUCUUUGAGAAGGCGAGGGACUCCUGUGAGAGCGAGAUGGAGGUGGAGGUUGAGGCGGAGGACAAAUCUAGCACAAGCUCAGAAGAGUGGUUCUCGACAGAGGAAACUCUAGAAGGGAUAAACUUAAGGAUAGCAAGAACAGCUGCCUCUGAACUGGGGGGCUGUGCAAGACCUCACUCUUGGGACCAAGGGGGGAAAGACUUAAGCAGUUCGAGUUCAAGCAGUUCCUCUUAUAAAUCUCUUGACAACUUUCAGGAUGAGUUUAUAUUGAGGACUCCACCGAAUUUAAAAAACAAAGGCCUUUUCAUUGCUGGGGAUGAACCAACGAAGUUGGACAGUGAUGUUCUGGUGGCGGUCGGAGGCGUUGAGAUUGACCCACAGAAAUACCCAACGAUUCACAAGUGGAAGCACACGGUUCUCUCCUACUCUUCCUCUGAUAUGCAAAGCUGGCCGAGCCCCGCGGUACUGAAAGGGAGGCCUGCACCUAAGAUGUUCUCUUCAGGCUCGCCGGGCGGCAGCAGCAUGUUCUCCUCUCCUAACAAGUACAGCCCUGGGAAACACAGCAGCUCCUCCCUGGGGUUCGGAGCAGACUUCGGGAGUCCAGGACGCUACAGUCCGGCACACGCCAGCCACGUCCAGCUGCUGAGACUGAAGCACUUCAGCGAGCCAAGCAACUAGAGGGUGUGAGGGAGAGGGGAGGGGGACACACUGGGGCAUUGAUUACUCAAUAACAUCUAUCAGAACAGGUAGUUUACAAGAUAUGCACAACAGUGUGUGUGAGGGAGAGGGGAGGGGGGAACACACUGGGGCAUUGAUUACUGAAUAAUAGCUGUCAGACUGUGUAGUUUACACAGUAUGCACAACAGUGUGUGUGAGGGAGAGGGGAGGGGGGAACACACUGGGGCAUUGAUUACUGAAUAAUAUCUGUCAGACUGUGUAGUUUACACAGUAUGCACAACAGUGUGUGUGAGGGAGAGGGGAGGGGGGAACACACUGGGGCAUUGAUUACUGAAUAAUAUCUGUCAGACUGUGUAGUUUACACAGUAUGCACAACAGUGACGUUUCUCUUGCAUAUCUAUAUAAAUAUCUGUGUGUGCUUUAACAGUGGAAAGGUGUGUUACUACCCUUCAUCCAAGCUCUUUAAACUGUAAGUAUAAAAAUGACAAUGGGAGAUUUAUUUUGUAUGAAUGUGAAAGCAAGGCCCGUUGUAUACUAGCACACUUGCAAUCUGUUCCAGUACUCUGUCCUGAUUUAAAAUCACAAUGUAUUGUCACUCACAGUGAUAAACCAGUCGUCAAUAAACGCCAAAACAGCA
Molecule: messenger RNA, 3817 nt
Organism: Polyodon spathula (Mississippi paddlefish)
Lineage: Eukaryota; Metazoa; Chordata; Actinopteri; Acipenseriformes; Polyodontidae
Product: ankyrin repeat and LEM domain-containing protein 2-like
Exons: 14
Coding region: 250-3180 (976 amino acids)
Biological process (GO): negative regulation of phosphorylation
Cellular component (GO): endoplasmic reticulum
Molecular function (GO): protein phosphatase 2A binding
Source: RefSeq, a predicted model, not a curated record